This is a messenger RNA of Poecilia reticulata (guppy), 1873 nucleotides long. RefSeq names its product zic family member 3 heterotaxy 1 (odd-paired homolog, Drosophila) (gene zic3). Gene Ontology annotation, biological process: regulation of transcription by RNA polymerase II. The record is from RefSeq and is a predicted model, not a curated record. Gene Ontology annotation, cellular component: nucleus. Gene Ontology annotation, molecular function: DNA-binding transcription factor activity, RNA polymerase II-specific; RNA polymerase II cis-regulatory region sequence-specific DNA binding. Lineage: Eukaryota; Metazoa; Chordata; Actinopteri; Cyprinodontiformes; Poeciliidae.
GGAGUGAGUGAUUGACUUUAUCAGUCCAAGGACAUCAUCAGCCUGGUAAGGGGGGGAAGUUUGAUCCUCUUUCUCACGGAUCGCAGUCAACGGGAGUUUUUUUUCCCUCCCAGCUCCUUUACAUAGGAUUUUUCCCCUCAUUUUUUGGCUUUUUUUUAUUUUUUUAUUUCUAGGAUCUUUUUUUUUUGCUCAACGUGGUAAAUCUCAGCGCAGUGGUCUGAAGCCCACCGCGCUCCGCUCAAACUGGAUUUUAAUUUGAUUUUCUGUUUCCCACCCGACUCCUGAGUUCGCUUCGAGCUUCAUGACUAUGCUUCUAGAUAGCGGUCCGCAGUUCGCAUCGUUAGGAGUGGGGGGCUUCGGGACGCCACGGCACCACGACAUCGGGAACAGGGACCCGGGUCUGGGACUGAAUCCCUUCUCUGACUCCCCCCACUCCGCGGCUUUCAAAAUAAGCCCCGUGGCGCACGACAUCGCAUCCAGCCAGACAUCAGCUUUCACUCCGCAGGCUACUGGAUACGCGGCCGCUUUGGGACACUCGCACGGCGGGCAGGUGGGCUCGUAUGGCGGGGGAGCGUUCAACUCGACGCGGGACUUUCUCUUCCGGAACCGGGGCGUCGGGGAGUCCCCAGCUCCGAGUGCCCAGCAUGGGAUCUUUGCAGCCUCGACGGGGAGUCUGCACGGGCCGCCCGGGAUCCCCGACAACCCCGGACAUUUGUUGUUCCCUGGACUUCACGACCAGGGAGUGAGCCACACUUCUCCGAGCGGACACGUUGUAAACAGCCAGAUGCACCUCGGCUUACGCGGGGACAUUUUCGGAAGACCAGACCCGUACCGGCCGGUGGCGAGCCCCCGGACGGACCCGUACGGUGCCCAGCUGCACAACUACAACCACCCGAUCAACAUGAACAUGGGCAUGAACGUGCCGACGCACCACGGUCCGGGGGCCUUCUUCAGAUACAUGCGGCAGCCGAUCAAGCAAGAGCUGUCCUGCAAAUGGAUAGACGAGAACCAGAUGAAUAGACCCAAAAAGACGUGCGACAGGACGUUCAGUACCAUGCACGAGAUGGUCACGCAUGUGUCCAUGGAGCACGUCGGCGGCCCCGAGCAGAGCAACCACGUCUGCUUCUGGGAGGACUGCCCGAGGGAGGGCAAGUCCUUUAAGGCCAAGUACAAACUCGUCAACCACAUCCGCGUGCACACGGGCGAGAAGCCGUUCCCGUGCCCGUUCCCUGGAUGUGGGAAAAUAUUCGCCCGCUCGGAAAAUCUGAAAAUCCACAAAAGAACGCACACAGGUGAGAAGCCGUUUAAGUGUGAAUUUGACGGCUGCGACAGACGCUUCGCCAACAGCAGCGACAGGAAAAAGCACAUGCAUGUGCACACGUCAGACAAGCCAUACAUCUGCAAAGUGUGCGACAAGUCCUACACACACCCCAGCUCUCUCAGGAAACACAUGAAGGUACACGAGUCUCAAGGUUCGGAAUCUUCCCCGGCAGCGAGCUCCGGAUAUGAAUCGGCCACUCCACCGGUGCUGGUCUCAGCCAGCACCGAGGACCCGACAAAAACACCGCCGUCAGCCGUGCAAAACACGCCUGGUCACAGCGAAGGACUGCCGCCCAACUUUAACGAGUGGUAUGUUUGAAGUCGUGAGGAGUGGAGCCUCUCCCUGCAGUUUGGACCAUGAGGAUGAACGAGGAGUGACUUAAAAUAAAAACAAUUUUCUCUCUCACACACACUCUUGCGCACGCACGCACAUACACACACACACACACUCACACAUACAAACAAAUGGGACUGGAACAACAACAACAUGGAGAUGAGAGCAAAAGCCAGCACCAAGCAGGCCACGUCCGUUCUCAGGAUCACGAAAAAAAAA